Messenger RNA from Vollenhovia emeryi, 1402 nucleotides. RefSeq lists its product as uncharacterized. NCBI's taxonomy places the organism in Eukaryota, Metazoa, Arthropoda, Insecta, Hymenoptera, Formicidae. The transcript has 4 exons. Bases 205 to 1023 code for a protein of 272 amino acids. The record is from RefSeq and is a predicted model, not a curated record.
CGGUUAUUGCUUCAUUGACUGAUAUCAAAAGAAAAAACGUAAAAUUGCCUUUACGCGAAGAACAAGCAGUAGUAUUGCCUUUACUUCAUCAAGAAAUCUCUUUAUGGCGAGUAUUGAUAUACAUGUAGCACAUAGAAAUGUAAGAAAUUAAUAUUAUUUAACAAAAGUUAUUACUAUAUUACUUUGACAGACAAAAAAUCAACAAUGACAAAAGCAUAUGCAGUGGUAACGUUUACCCAAGACGGUGAUGUUGAAGAUGAAAUCGUGUCUGAGGUACCGAGUUCAUGGCUUCGAUCAAAUGCAACACAAUGCUGGUGGCCAUCGGUCAAAAAUAUAAAUUCAUUCAUAUUAAAACAAACUUUGCCUGAUAAAGAUGACUCAAAGUGGGCUCUAUAUCCUGUCGAAUUUCAUGGAUAUUAUGAUAUGUUAGAACAGGCUAGAGCGAAGUCUACAAAUUAUUCAUCAUGUGAUGACGGCAAUAUUCUACACCAAACAAAGAGAAAUGUGCGAAUAUCCAGCAAAUCCCAACGGGAAAAAACUCCGGCUAAUUCUGAUUCCGAAUCUGAUCCUGAGUCGAGAUUUACUUUGCCAAAUCCACCGACUCUUACAAUGACUAAGAUGCCUGUUACUAAACCCGCAAGUACUCCCAAGCCAGUUCAAUCCAUUGAAGAAGUCGUUGAUCUGCAGGUCAUUGAAGGAUCAAUAGUAUCCCACAAAAGCGUACAGGAUUUACAUACGCUAAUGACAUCAAUGUCAACUAGCAUGGAAGAUCAUUUUAAUAGAAUAUACGAAGUGUUAACUUCUCUGUCACAAACAGUUAAAGAGUUAAAAACUGGGUUACUAGCUGUAGAAAUAAAAAUUAAUAAGACUCGAGAUCCCCCUGCAUUGGACGUGACAAAUAUGGAGCGUUCUUUCCCACUUCAAACAAUUGAUGAUGUCAAGGCUUUUGAAAAGAAUUUAACAGAAAAUGUGGAAGAAUACAACAAAUUUGUAAAUUAUUGUAAGCAAUUAAGAGGCCGUUAGACGAAUUAAGGAUAUACGAAGACAUGAGACAAGAGGAGCGUGUGGUGUAGUAGCCUUAGUGUUAUGCCGAGAGAACGAAGGAUCCCGGUUGGCUCCGUUUAUUUUUCCGUCGCUUACAUUACAUUAUACCAUAUGUAUGAAUUUAGUAUAUAUGUAUAAUAUGUAUAUACAUACACUUUCAUAUUACUUAAUUUUUCACGAACUUUCAUGCUGCAAUCUUAUCAUCCUCGAAUUUUGGGACAUCCUAAUAAGGUAAAUAAAGAAAAACAUCAUAUAAUGUAAGCGACGGAAAAAUUAAUGGAGCCAACCGGGAUCCUUCGUUCUCUCGGCAUAGCGCUAAGGCUACUACAUAUAUAUAUGAUAUAUAUAUAUAUACAGG